AUGACUUCAACUAUCACACAAUCCGAUGCCGAAGUCUCUAGUGCCUCAUUCUCACAUGGUGGCGGGAGGUCGAGCUCAACAACAACUUCCAAGCUCCGGGAUAGCUGCCAGGCCUGUGCAUUGUCCAAAGUCAAGUGUCACAAGCAAAAGCCAACAUGUUCACGAUGCAUCAAACGCAAAAUUCCGUGCGAGUAUAUUAUGACGAAACGUCCAGGGCGCAAGCGGGAUAAUAGCACCCACGUCAGCACCAAAAACGAUAGCAAUGGCGAGACAAUGGAAACCGCAAGAGAGGGUUCUUCCGCUACUCAAAAUCAAUGGCUCGGUAUGACGAGUCCAAUUACUGCAGAUUCCGCGUUAUCUGGGAACAGUAACAUUUUUGAUUCUUUAAACCUCGGCCUGAUGUCUCCCAGAUCGGACAACGUCUCUGGUGUGGAGCCAAUCAAUUCGGACAUGAUGUCUAGCUUUUGGAUGUCUCUCGAAAAUUGCUCCUCAGAGCACAUGGGAACAAGCAACGAAUUCGACGAAUUGUUAAACUCGCCUGUAGAUUUCUGUGAGCUGCAGGCGUUAGACCAUCAGCUCCAUGCCCAAGGAUGCAAUGAUAUUGCCAAACUUCUCAUUCCCGAUGACACGAAUGCUCUCCCUCUUUCAGAAGCAACCGCGGCCGAGCCUUUGAAUACAUCCGGUUCACCUUCUACUCCACGCCGCUUGUCGAUAUUCAGGAGUGAUACAAACGUGAACGGUGCUCCAGAGCCUUGCUUAUGUCUAAUCUUAGCUCUUGAAAUUUUAAGCAAGAUUUCAUCGGAUAAAAUUUCAGCCUCGCCUCAAUCAAAUAACAGAGAAUAUACUAUGAAAAUGUCCCAUGUAGGCCCCAGCAUAGCCAAUGGGGUGCCGUCGACCCAGAAUGUUGUCUUAGAGAAUAAGCAGGUUAUCCAAGCGCUUACCGCCAUGUUACAAUGUUCGUGUGGUGAGGAUGGCUAUAUAUUGAUGCUGCUAUCGAUGAUAGUUUUCAGAAUUGUCGGACGAUAUGCAGCCGCAGCAUUUAAACACCCGAAUGAAGAUGGUGAUGGGCUUGAAAGUUUUACGAAAGAGCACAAAAGACGACUUAACAGCUUUGAGCCUGAGGAUGAGGGAUCCAGGAGAAAGGCUGCCCAGUUGAUUCUCAAUGAGCUACAUCGAGUCCAGCGGUUGAUUAAUGAUCUGUCGCUGAAACUCCAAGCCCAUGGGCAUGGACCAGGAGGCAAUAGUAACGAACGAAUUUCGAUCAUCAAAAAUUCUAGAUGGGAGAGUCAGAAUCCAACCCUUUCAGAUCAUUUGACAAAAGCAGAGCCUUUUUCAGCCGUAAGGUUUGCUCAGCUAGAGAGAGAUAUGCGCAGGUGUCUUUCCUUAUUGUCUUCAGAGAUCAUCAAUAUGCUGCAGCAGAUCUGA
Talaromyces atroroseus is the source of this 1425-nucleotide messenger RNA. RefSeq lists its product as hypothetical. The transcript has a single exon. Lineage: Eukaryota; Fungi; Ascomycota; Eurotiomycetes; Eurotiales; Trichocomaceae. Gene Ontology annotation, cellular component: nucleus. Gene Ontology annotation, molecular function: DNA-binding transcription factor activity, RNA polymerase II-specific; zinc ion binding; DNA binding. Bases 1 to 1425 code for a protein of 474 amino acids. Gene Ontology annotation, biological process: aflatoxin biosynthetic process; regulation of DNA-templated transcription. The record is from RefSeq and is a predicted model, not a curated record.